Molecule: messenger RNA, 5068 nt
Organism: Caenorhabditis angaria
Lineage: Eukaryota; Metazoa; Nematoda; Chromadorea; Rhabditida; Rhabditidae
Source: the annotation of a GenBank genome assembly
CUGUCAAAUGCUGUCAAUUCUACUUUUUUUCAUUAUCAACCAAUCUACAUCGUCUUUCUAAACGUAAGUUGACAAAAAUAUCCAUUUUCAUCUCAAAAUCAUAUUUUUUCAGAAGAUCUACUUCUACAACAAUAUAUUUCGUCUUCAAAACAAAAAGGGAUUCUGUAGGUUAAUUUUUUUGCUGUAUGUUAAUUUUUUUCAUGUUUCCCCCUCAUUUUUUGGCUGAAAAUUUGGGUAGAAAAUCGAAUUCAAAAUUCGUUUUUCUUUUGCAAUCCCCAGACUUUCAAAUGAUUUCCACUUUGAAUUUUGUCGCGAAAAUUACCCGGGAUUUUGAGAGGUUAAAAAAUGGGCUUUUUCACUUUUUACGUUGGGAAUUCUAAGAGUCUAGUCAAAAGCUGGGCAAAAUUGAUGGGUUUUUCCCGGAUUUUUGGGUGUUUUUCUGGGGGAUUUUAGGGGGAUUUGGGAGUGGGAAAUUGAAUGGGCCAUGGGAGAAUUUGUAGGGAAUUUAAGAGAGGAGGAGGUGGAUUUGUUUUGGGAUGACUUUAGGGAGUAAGAUUUGUGAGUUAGGGUAAGUUCUAAGGCAGGUAAGUUUGUGUUUGGGUAGAAGAAGGAUUUAGGGAACCUUUUUUUUCCAGAAAAAAAUCAUUGAGAGAAUUUGCUCCUGUCCUUGUCCAUGUCCAGUUUUUGUCCUUGUCCUGUCCUUUUUUUUGUCCCGCGUCUCCUUGUCUUUUUGCACUUUUGCACCCUUGGAGCAGGUUUGAUUUGUGAUUUUUUUAUUCGGAAAAAUAGUUUGCUAUUCAGAUUUUUGAUAGCUACCCAAACACUUAGGUUUCUCUUUUUCAGAUGAUCUCACAAAUCUGAAAGAUAAAGAAUUCCAAAAUAAAUCCAUCAAGCCCUCCUCAAAUUUUUCUAUAAAUUAUCUCAAAACUUAUCUGAUUUCUCAUAACUUGGUCUCUUUAAUUUUCCCCGGGGAGAUUCUCUGAAAUUUGGGAUGAAUUUCAUCGAUUUUUCCCCAGGGAAUGACGAAACUUUUCGAAUUCCCAAAAACUGGUGAAAUCCCAUAAACUUUUCAAAAUUCCGGGUGAUUUUUGCGAUAUUAUUUGAAGUGGAAAUCAGGCGAAACUGGGGGUUUUUUAGUGUUUUUUUCGAGUUUUCUAUCUGGAAUUUCAGCCCCCUUCCCCCUUUUCUUGUAUUUUUCGUUCGCUUUAUUUUUGGUUCUUUUUCUAUUAUUAAAGUUAUAAUAGAAAACUUGAAUGUUGUGUUUUUUGAUUCAAAAGUUUGAAAAACUUUUAAAAUAUCUUUUUUUUUAAAUAUGAUUUCAGAGUUUUUUCUUCAAUUUUCUCGGAUUUUCAAAAGGUAUUUUCAUGUUUUAUGUUCACUUUGCACCCUUUAUGUUUUAAGUUUCGACAGAUUUUGGAACACCAAGAGCACCCACUUUUUGCACUAGAUAUGUGUUCAAAUUGGAGUAACUUGUGCCAAAAAUUUUGGAAUAUUCGAAGAAACAUCGAAGUCUACUGAUGAAAUGGAUUGGAUUUGAUGGUCCAACAAAUUUGGAUUAUUCUACUCGUUGGUUGGAAAUGUGAUUUGUGAUUCUUCGAUAAUCAGGUAAGAAGAUUUGGCCCCAAAAAGUUAAAUUGAAUUUCUGAAAUAUCCUGUUUGAAACUGAUAAAAUGUAGUUUCUCUUGAUUUUUUUACUCAGAAAAAUCAUGAAAAAUUGUUGAUUUUUUAAGUUUGAAAUUGGAAUUUCAGCGGAGAUGCGGAAGCUAUGCCCAAUUUUUGAAUUUUUAAUCAAAAGCUUAGUUUCUUUCUUUCAAAAUUCCAUUUAGGUUCCAACUUUCCGAAAAAAAUAUCAGAAGAAAAAUUAAUCCAAACUUUGAAUACUCUUAAUUUAUUACUUUUCUGUUGGAAAAUAUUAUUGAUCUUCAAAAAUUCUUUUAAAAAACUUUAUCAUAUGCUUUGAAACCUAUUUUUCCUGGAUUUUUCUAGUGCUCAAUGUUUUUUGGCUUUAAUAAUUCAACAAAAACCCACAGUAAUCUUUUGUUGUCAAAAAUUUAGUUCAAUUCAAAUUUUGAAGAACAACACUCUUAAAAACUAUCAAAUUUAAGUCGCUUCUUUUUUUUCAGAUUUCAUCAUUAUCCCAACUUCUUCGAUUUCAUCUUCAAUUAUCAGCCAAAAAUCGGAAGCUUUUUGGGUGAGUGAAAAUUGAGUUAGCUAAAAUUCUGAAAUAUCCAAUGAAAAACUAAUAAAAUUUAGAGUUUUCUUGAUUUUUCUUUUUCUGAUUAGAAAAUCUUGAAAACUUUUUUUUUUAGUUUUUUUUUGGGAUUUUCAGCGGAGAUGCGGAAGCUAUGCCCAAUUUUUGAAUUUUCAUUCAAAAACUUGAAUUUUUUGCGAACAAAAACGUGACCUAAUUUUAAAUUCCCAAUUUAUCUCUCACAAUCAGUUUAUUUUCCUCUUAUGCUAUAACCCGAAAAUGGCAGAAAUUAUCUAUUUGUGAGUUUUCUUUUUCCCAGGCUAACCAAAAUUAGUGUUUUUUCAAAAAUGAUGACAAAUCAACGAUUUCAAAGCUUCUCAUAUGAUUUCUAAUGAAACUUUGAUCUUGAAAUCCAGUUUUCAGAAAUUUGUACUGAUUUUGCUCUAUGCAAUUCAAUUUUUCAUCAUUUUUGAGUGAAAAAACUAAUUUUGACCUACCCCGAAAAUUUUUGACCAUUUGAAUGUGUAUUGAUUUUUUGAUGUGAGAAAAAACAUAUGUUUUUUUUUAUUUUCUAUUCUCAUAAAUUUUAUAUUUUUCAGGUUUUCGAAACAACAAUUAAUGAUGAUGAAGUUGCUCAAAUUUUGUGGAGUUUGAAGAAGAUAAGUUUAAGGGGGAUUUUUAAGGGGUUAUCCCACACUUUUCAAAAAAAAUUACAAUUUUGAAUUUCAAAAAAACCCGGAACCGCUCUCGAAUUUCUGAAGUGGAAAAUGUGGGUUACUUUCUGAGCAAGUACGUUUACCAGUUGCUUGAAACCCGCAACUAUUCGAAUUUCAUUUCGAUGAUUUUGAGUAGGGAUUUGUCAAAGAAUCCUUUUGGAUAACCGAAAGCUGUAGGAAAGUAACAGUUAUCACGGGUUUUGCACAUUUCUAUGAAUGAUUUUUGGGUUGGCACGGUGUUUUGAAAAGGAACAUUUGGUUUGAAAUUUGUGGAGAACUUUAAAAAUAGUACUAAGCUUGAUGAAAACUUGAUUGAAUUUCAGCAAAAAAUACGUGGAACCUGGAUUUCAUCUCUGGUUGGAAAUUCGGAGAUUCUGGAAAGAUUCAAGGAAAUAUUCGCUUCAACUUUUUGGUGAGUGAGAAAAGAUAAAUUGAAAUUCUGGAAUUACAGUUUGAAACUGAUAAAACUUGGAUUUUUAUUGAUUUUUUGUUGCAGAAAAAUCUUGAAAAGUCGUUGAUUUUAUCAGUUUGAAAUUGGAAUUUCAGCGAAGACGCGAAAGCUAUGCCCGAUUUAUGAUUUUUUUUAAAAAUAAAAAACUUGGGAUUGUUCCAAUAAAAACUCAAUUUUUGUUCCAGAUUAGCAGUCAGCAAUCUCGCUCCAACCGACAUCCAACAAAUUCAACUCCGACUCAAUUAUAAUAAGUAUUUGGCUCGUGAAAUGUUGUCGCUGGCAUAAAAUUCGGAAAGUUAUUUCUGGUGAGUGUUUCAUAUGAAAAAUUAAAAUUUGAUUCAAAAAAUUCUGAAAAAGUCAAUGAAAAUAAAAUUUCCAGAAUUAUAAUAAUUCAUGGUGUAUUUUUGAUCGAUUCUCCAAAUUAUGUAAAAGUUAUGGGACGAAAAAUGUUUUGGCGAGUGAAAAAAUUAAUUAAAAUUCUGGAAUUUUAGUUUGAAACUGAUAAAACUUCAGUUUUUCUCUAUUUUUUAAAAUCUUGAAAAACUGGAUUUUAUCAGUUACAAAUUGGAAUUUCAGCGGAGAUGCGGAAGCUAUGCCCAAUUUUUGAAUUAAAAAAAAACUUUGAAUUUUCAGAGCCAAAUUCUUCAAAUGGUGAUAUUGAUUUUCCGGCUUCCGUGUCAACUUUCUAUAAAAAUCUGGCCAUAAUUUGGAUUUUUCGGACAAACUUCAGAGAGUAUAAUUGGUGCAUUUCUCAACGAAUCGACAAACAGUUUUGGUGAGUUACCAAAAAAUUACUUGAAAUUCUGAACUUUCAAUUUGAAACUCAUAAAAUUUAGAUUUCUCAACAUCGCUUCAUCGAACUUCUUCCAUGGCACAGUUCUGCACAAAUUAUAAUCCGGUAAGUUUUUUCAUAUCAUAAAAUAAAUGAGAAUUUCUGAAAUAUCCAAUAAAAAACUAAAAAAAAAUUUAGAAUUUUCUUGAUUUUUCAUUCUUUGAUUAGAAAAUCUUGAAAACUCUCAAUUUGAUCAUUUAUUUUUUGGAAUUUCAGCGGAGAUGCGAAAGCUAUGCCCAAUUUUUGAAUUUUUCAUCAAAAACUUGAAAUUUUUUGCAACUCUAAAAACUUUCAAUUGAAUUUUCAGACCAAUCAAAAUUGUCCAAUCGAUGGACUGUCUGUCAAUAAUUCAUUUAUGAACAAUGGAAUCACUUGGAAUUCAUCAAAUUGUAAAAAAUAAUCGAGAAAAAAUUAUAAUUGUUAUCAAUUCCCAUUUUAUUUUUCUUAUAUUUUAACACCCAAAAAAGAGGUGAGAUUUUGCUCUAUUUUUUCAGAAAAAAAAUAUUCAAAUUUUCAGAAUUAUAAUGAUUUAUGGUGUAUUUUUUGGUCGAUUCUCAACAUUCUGGAGAAGUUAUUAACAAAACAUGUUUUGGUGAGUGCAAAAAAUCAAUCAAAAUUCUGGAAUUUCAGUUUGAAGCUGAUAAAACUUCUAUUUUUCUUGAUUUUCUUUGUGAAAAUCUCGAAAAAUGGUUGAUUUUAUCAGGUCCAAAUUGGAAUUUCAGCGGAGAUGCGGAAGCUAUGCCCAAUUUUUGAUUUUUCAAUGAAUAACUUUGAAUUUUGCUUGCAAAUUUUCAACAAAAAAGGGUUUUUCAAAUAAAAUAAAUAUUUUUCAGAUCGCUUUGACUUCUGACAACUUCGAAUAUCCACGUGGCAGUUAA